UUCUUAAUAAAUUGAAUAAAAUGAGUCAGAACCAACAAGAAAAAAUCAACAAAUCUUUAAAGCCAUUUAUCGAGAACCUCAGGAGUCACAAGAAGAAGACUAGGCACAUGAGCAUCGUGAGUAAAUCAUUCAAUAAGUAAGGCCAAGAGUAAGAAGACUGACUGGUCCUUUAUUCAGAGGGUUAAUAAUAUGAAAUAAGAGGGAAAUAAUCUCAGAGACCAGGAAUAACCUCAUGUAUACACGCUGGAAGAACAAGAUCGGAUCUGUUAAGACGGAUAAGUAUGAAAAUAUGAUUAAAGAGUUUACUGCAUUACCUCAAGUCACUCUUCAAGAGAAAAUCAAUUAUUACUUUGCAGUGAAUCAAAAGGGAGCCUCCUUCGAUCUCUCUCGGAGCUUUAGCCCAGAUGAGCAAUUUUGACAGUUGAAGAAAGAUGAUAACUGGAAAUCAAUUGCAAGCAUAAUUUUAAAGCAGGAGCCAAAAACAUUUAAAUAAGUCGAUGGCUCUGAUAAAUGAUUACCAGAAACAAAUUUCAUUAACUAAACAGACUAUCUACAAGAAGAAGACCAAAAAUAAGAGAAGUGAUACUCUUUCAAGCUUUAAAAGCAUCAGGCUUGGGUCAUUGCCAGUCAGUGGAAGUCUCUCUAUUCACAAAGAUUCAACUAUGGAGAUUCACAAGCCAUCUCUAAUGAGCAUGCCUGAUGGUAUUUAUGAGAAGGAAUUAAGUGAUGACUCAGUCUCUGGUCACGGCACAUUAAAAUAACCUAGCUCCUAUCUCUCCUGAUUCAGAAGCUGCUUUGAACAUUAGUAGGGACAAAAAUUAUUUUAAGGAACAAGAAGAAAUUAAAAUUGGAGUUGAUGCCAUCGAAGAGGAGGAUGAAACAGUUUCAAUGUGCUCUAAGCCUUCUCUCAAGAGCAUUGAAAAUACUUCCAGCCAGCAUAGGGUGAAUUCUGCUAUUGAAGAAGAAACCAAAUAAGACUAAGCCGAAGAAGGGUAUCAGAUAUCGGAAGGCCAUCAAGAAUCGAGAUAGUGAAAAGUUUAGAUUGAGGUCGAAGCUUCACCUCCACAAUUCUCAGUCUAAUAAGCAAGCUAGUGGAGCUAUCAAUCGAAGCCAGUCAUUGAAAUAAGGAAACAACAUUUAAAAGGAAAGCUCAGAAAAAUAAAUUUUCAAGUAUCUCAUUGCUUCAAAAUACAAUUCAAGUUCCUAAUAAUGACUUGUUAAUGAGUAGCACAAAUAUGAGUAUUAGUAGCCCUCUCCAGAAGAGGAGUAUACAUAAUUCCCCAAGAGCAUCAAUACUCAAGAAGGAAAAUAGAGAAAAUAUACAUAAGUUUCAGGCGAAAAUAAAAACCCUAGUGUCAGAGUCUCAAAAUCGAAACUUCAAAAUCAGGAAUAGGUCGAUCGAAUACAAGACUCCUGGGUUAGACCCUUUAUUAAAGAUAAAGAAGGCGCAAGGGAGGACUAACUCUCUAGGCAAGAUUGGUCUACUCACUUUAUAGAAACUGGUAGGAGCUUUAAGUCCAAAUAACCCCUAUGUUGAGUGAGAAGAUCUUCGGAAGAAGAUCUUUGGACCUCCUCCUGAGAUCAACAAAACUCUUUUAGCAAGAAGAGAUUGUGACCACUUUAGAAAUUUAUUAGAUAUGAUCUCUUUACCAGAGAUAGAGUUUAGAAAACUAAUUAAUGAAGGCCAGAAGCCUAAAAUUAUACCCUCAAAAGAGACAAAACAAUCAAUUAAGCAACAUAAGAUUAGAGCAUUGCAGCUUUCUAAAGAUUUGAGAUCAAAGAAGAGCCCUGAGUUGAUAUACUCACCCAUAACUCAGGAGAGGAGGGUAAAGCUGAACACAAAUCUGCGCGUCUCCAUCACUAUGGAUGAGUUUCUAUAACCCCAGUA
Moneuplotes crassus is the source of this 1888-nucleotide messenger RNA. The record is from the annotation of a GenBank genome assembly. Lineage: Eukaryota; Ciliophora; Spirotrichea; Euplotida; Euplotidae.